Messenger RNA from Drosophila simulans, 1243 nucleotides. RefSeq names its product ketohexokinase. The transcript has a single exon. The record is from RefSeq and is a predicted model, not a curated record. Lineage: Eukaryota; Metazoa; Arthropoda; Insecta; Diptera; Drosophilidae. Bases 63 to 1181 code for a protein of 372 amino acids. Gene Ontology annotation, biological process: fructose metabolic process. Gene Ontology annotation, molecular function: ketohexokinase activity.
UUUGAUUUUUCAAUCUGCUUACAAACACAUUUGGCAAGUGUCGAAAUUCAGAAGUUUCCACAAUGAAAAAGCAAAUUGUUAAGGAGUUCAUAACCGUAAAGAAGGUACUUCACCUGCCGCCGGAGCCACCGCCACCGCCGCCACCUCCUAAGCGCCAUGUUUUGGCUGUGGGCAGCUGCACGCUGGACAUGAUCACCAUCGUGGAUCUGCCUCUUUACCCAGGCCAGGUGCAGCGCACCACGGAGGGAAGCUGGCGGCGCGGCGGUCCCGCUGCCAACAUAUGCACCGUGUGGCGGCGACUGGGCUUGGAGUGCGAGUUCCUCGGCGUUUUGAGCAGGGUUAGGGCGUUCGAGAGCCUGCUGAAUGGAUUUCAAUCGCAGGGCAUCGACAUUUCGCAUUGCCCGCUGACGAAUCACCGGCCUGCGCACCGCAGCAUCAUUGUCCAACGGAACGUGGAUACACGAACCUUGCUGGAGUUCGCCAAUGCCAACCAGGAGCUCACCUACCAGCAGUUUGUGGGCGCCGUGGACUACCAGAAGUACUCGUGGAUACAUUUCGAGUGUCGUAAUCCCGUUGAGAUGCUGCGCAUGGUCCUGGCGGUCAUACAAUUCAACGAGCGCUGCCCCGAGUCAAGGAUCACCCUCUCCGUGGAUCUGGACAACUUGCGGCCGGCCACCAUGUUGAUGGCCAGUAUGGUGGACUACGUCUUCGCCCGGAAGACCAUGAUGCGUACGUACUGUUUUAUGAAUGGACGCGAGGUUGUUUGGGCGAUUAGGAAUGAAAUGCGAAGAGCACGGACUCAAUGGGAAAAAAACCAGCCCAAAAAGAUGCCCUAUCUACCUCCGGAUCCCCCAGACGAGCAUUCCAGCGGAUAUUGCCCGGGACCGCUGAACAACCAACCCGUCGUCAUAUACAAUAAUUAUAUGGAAGGCGCUAGUUGCCUGAUGGCCGACGACACCUACUUCAAGGUGGGCUCACAGAUCCCGCCCAAAUUUGUGGACGUUGUGGCCGUUAACGACACCUUCUCAGCGGCCGUGAUAUAUGCACUGAUUAAGGUAAAGAUGCGGCUGAGGGAUGCUAUCGAGUACGGAACCCGGGCGUCGUCUCUGAAGUUGACGGGAAACGGAUUCGAUGUGCUGCGGUGUAUGCCCAAGGAUCUGAUUGGUUGUUACUAUACUUAAGCCCACGGUUUUAUAAAAUCUACUCUACACGUAACUGAAAUCAAUAAAGGGUUUAACCAAAA